AUCUAUGAAGAUCUCCAGGUGUCACAUCACAUCGCCCGAGAAAAAAAAAAUCACCCCAUGGUGAAGUCUCUGGAGUUCGACGAGUUCGACCAGGGACUGGGGACCAUUGAGAUGAGAAGGGGGCAAACGUGGCCACACCAACAGUUGAGUUGGCCUCAGAUGGUGAGGCAAAGGCACCUGUCAAACUUCCUGCGGAGGCAUGGCUUUGUGGAUGAACAGAGCCCCCGAGGACUUUGUGGAAAAGUUCGCUUGGAGUUGAUGUAUCCCAUCCACGUAGCCGCGCAGAUGGGCGAUGUGCCGAUUCUUCGUAUCCUUCUGGACCUCGGGGUGGACCCUCAGACGGGCGCGGCCGAUGGCCGUACCGCCCGUCACUUCGCGGAGGAGGCCAAUCGAGAUGGAUCGCACCACCGGAUCUUGCAGCUUUUGGCACAUUCACAACGCGUGAAGUCGGUGGCAUUGUAAAAGCUUUGUCGCCGUUGCAUCCUCGGAACUGGGAAAAUCUUAGUCUUAUUUUUUUAGGAGAUACUUAGAAUUAAUCUAAAAAGUACAGAUUCAAAAUCUUACAUCCCAAGUUUCAGGUUGGACAUGGGUCCAGAACUUCCAUUUCUUUCGAGUUUCCAAGAAGUCCUGGACGUCAGGGUGUGGGUUGAGCCGGGCCUAGUCUCUCACAAACGAGUGUGGUAUGCCAUACCCAUCUCCCAGACGUAGCUUUUUGCCAGGAACAAAGUGUUGCCAAGCCGGCAGGAAGAUGUUGGUGGCUUGAAAAAACUUGUGUUUGUUUAACAGUUUUGUUGUCCUUUUUCAUCCCUUCU
Molecule: messenger RNA, 812 nt
Organism: Cladocopium goreaui
Lineage: Eukaryota; Dinophyceae; Suessiales; Symbiodiniaceae
Source: the annotation of a GenBank genome assembly